Molecule: messenger RNA, 345 nt
Organism: Phytophthora nicotianae INRA-310
Lineage: Eukaryota; Oomycota; Peronosporomycetes; Peronosporales; Peronosporaceae
Exons: 1
Coding region: 1-345 (114 amino acids)
Source: RefSeq, a predicted model, not a curated record
AUGGCACGCACGCUCGGCGCCAAGGCUAUUCCGGCCAGCACUCGUGUUGCGGUGGUGGCCUUCCUUGCUACACGAUGCAAAGAGGGCCACCUUCGUUACUGCACGGUGUCGCUAGCAGUGAAGGUCUUCCGCAUAAGACGGGCAGCCAUCAAGCAGAUCUGGGCCCUCCGAAAUGACCCAUCAUUCCUCGUACUUCCGCGCAAGGCGUAUCCGCGACGGCCUACUCGUCUGAAUGCAUUAUUGUCAAUGAGGGAGGCAACCAUUUUAAGUUCCCUCGAGUGCGUAAGGUUCUGCACAAUAAGUGUGUUUUACCAGCUUCUCUUUCGACGACAAGUUCGAUUGUAG